CCAUGUAAUCAAUAAGUUUCCCGUACUAUCGUUCACAGUAUUUGCAAGUAGGUCUCAUUUUAAAAUUUAAUUCCUUUUGAACAACAUCAUUAUGGGUAACGCACAAGCUCCAUCCAAAUUACCACCGAUGCCACGUAAUAUGACACCAAGUCCGCACUCCACGGCACCGCAAAAGCUGCAUCCCAAAAAUCACAUAGAAAACCCCGGAUCGGUUGAAGAACUGCACAUGGAAUUCAAAGGAAUGUAUCCUUUGAUCUUAGAAGGCAUCCGACUUAACGUUCUUACAGGGCUGAGCAAUCAUUUGUCUGUUAACCACAGUCUACUCAUAGGAACAACCAGUCCAAGAUUAAACUACAAAUUUGGAUCUACAUUUGUUGCUUGCAAUCGGCUUGAGCAUGGAGAUUUCAAUCCUCUUUUCUUAGAUGCUGACAUUGAUCCCCAUGGAAAUAUUACUACAAAUGUUCAUGUACAACCCUGGAAUAAUCUACAAUUCAAAAUUAACGCUUGGUUUCAAGAGUUCAAAACAGAUAUAUGUCAAACAAGUGUUGAAUAUAAAGCAGACAGAUAUACAGCUUCCCUGUUAUUAGUUGAUCUUGAUUUAUUCAAUUUUACGGGAAUCUAUAUAUCACAGUGUUUAUAUGCUUUGAAUAACAAAACAUCAGUAGGUGUUGAAGUCACUCACCAUCGUUGUCUAUCACUUCCAUAUGGGCAUUUAACAUUAUUUGAUUUCUUUGGAAGAUACAAAUAUAAUGAUGCUACCACAAUCAGUACUAAAUUCAACUAUUUGGAGUUGCAAUGCUACUUUCAUUUCAAAGCUAGUGAGCAGCAUCAGUUUGGUUUAGAUCUUGGAGGUAGUCUUUACCACCAAGAAUUCAAUGCAACUUUUGCAUAUCAAGCAAAAAUUCCUACGUCAGAUAUCGUCAUAAAAAGUAGUAUAGAUAGAAAGUGGAAUGUAAAAACGUCACUGGAAAAAAGUUUACACCCACUUACAUUUGCAUUUAAUAUUAUGUUUUUUCCUGCCCAACGUCAAUUAAUGAUGGGAGCUGGAUUAACAAUCUGUUAAUUUAUACAACAUUACAUUUUGGACCUUUUUUUCAUUCCUAUUUUUUAUAUGAUUUAAUAUACAGUAAUCCCUCGUUAUCCGUGUUUUUUUUAUCCGCGGUUUCGAUUAUCUGCGGUUGGGUCAACGAUAACAAAUUAUUAAUGCGAUUGCAAUUGCGAUAAUGUUUUACCGUUAUUACACGAACACUGUAGAAAUUUGUUUUUGACAAUUGUAGAUAAUUGUUGUUAUAUCGCUAUAAUAGGCAGUGGCGGCUCGUGGUAUGGUGCACAGGAGCACGUGAACCACCCAAAAAAAUGAAAAACAAUUAUAAAAAGAACCUAUUUUGAUUGUGUCACAACGUCGCGUCGUUUGUCAAAACGAUAACACUGUACAUUAUCCAUUACAUUAUUUUGGUAUGCACCUAUAACAAAAUUAUUAUUUUUACCAUCUUACAUAGGUAUCUUAUAUAUUUCUUGUGCACCACCUUAGGUGAACCUCACGAGCCGCCACUGGCUAUAGGUUUAACACAUAUACAUUAUACAUACAUAUAUGUACUUAUGGGUCUAUGAUAACUACUGGUCUCGUUAUCCGCGCAGGUUUGCUGGAACGUAACCUUUGCGGAUAACGAGGGAUUACUGUAUUGUAUUAUUAUUGAUUAAAUUAAAUAAUAAUUUAUACUCCUAAAAUAUAGAAUUAUUCUAAAAUAAUAUCUGCUAGAUGUAUACAAAAUAACAACUUUUUCAUGCCAUAAAUGGUGUUGUCAGAAGUUAACAAACCAAAAAUAAACACAAAAUAUAGCAUAUAAAUAGAAUUCAAGUAUAAUACUUUAAAUGCUUGAAAAAAAGAGACAAAAAUGUUAUGCAACUAUGAAAAUUUUUAGAAAAAAUAAUCAUAUAUUUAUAAGAAAAUAGAAAAUAUGAUAUUACUUACUCUAUUGACUGAAAUAAACACUCCAUUUUGAAUUUGAUGAUCAUAUUAAUAUUAAAAUAAUAAACAAUUCAAAUAAAUUUCAAAUUGC
Molecule: messenger RNA, 2060 nt
Organism: Acyrthosiphon pisum (pea aphid)
Lineage: Eukaryota; Metazoa; Arthropoda; Insecta; Hemiptera; Aphididae
Product: mitochondrial import receptor subunit TOM40 homolog
Exons: 5
Coding region: 92-1063 (323 amino acids)
Biological process (GO): protein import into mitochondrial matrix
Cellular component (GO): mitochondrial outer membrane
Molecular function (GO): transmembrane protein transporter activity
Source: RefSeq, a predicted model, not a curated record